Aspergillus caelatus is the source of this 1227-nucleotide messenger RNA. RefSeq lists its product as uncharacterized. Gene Ontology annotation, cellular component: lysosome. Bases 1 to 1227 code for a protein of 408 amino acids. Lineage: Eukaryota; Fungi; Ascomycota; Eurotiomycetes; Eurotiales; Aspergillaceae. The record is from RefSeq and is a predicted model, not a curated record. The transcript is spliced from 4 exons. Gene Ontology annotation, molecular function: cysteine-type endopeptidase activity.
AUGUUCUUCAAAGCUCUGGCUAAUGCCACCGAGUUUAAUACCAGACUAGGAGUCGGGGCACUUGAAAUCGCGCGCCGUACCCAAAAUGGUGUUUCCAAUGCUAUUGGAAUCAAGAAAGUACUACCAUCUGCAGUCCAGAAACUCACCAAUCGUGUUUACGACACAAACAAGAACAUUGUACGCCGGGUUGGAUAUGGUAGUGCUAAAAUAUUGCGACGUAUUGACCGAAGGUUUCACGGUAGACGAAACAGAAAACGCCAGGCUUAUGGAAGACGCCAGCCUAAUAACAAACGUCAGGCUUACAAGAGACGCCAACUUAACAGAAAUCGCCGACCUAACAGAAAACGCCAACCUGAUCUAUCGGCUGAAGACUACUACAAAUCAAAUGGGAAAAAUCAGGAGGACCCACCAAGUAGUUCUGGUCUCUAUCAUUCCCAGAGCGCAUGCCCUGACCUCCCAGAUCAUCGCGACCAUAUCUACGAAGCUGAAGACUGGACUCUGCGGCGGCGUGUGGACCUCAGGUCUUCUUGCCCACCGGUAUACGACCAACUCAAAGCAGGGAGUUGUGUUGCCAACGCCAUCGCUGGUGCAUUUGAGUUUAUCUCUAUAAAGCAAAAAUCACAUUUCUCACCGUCAAGGCUUUUUAUUUGGUACUAUGGUCGCCAAAUGACCCAUCCUAAUGACCGCGAUGCAGUCCUCAAAAAUCUUGGGAUGUCAUUCCGAGAAGGUAUUAAAUCCCUUGCCAAAAAUAGUCACGGCGUGUGUUCAGAACACGACUGGUCAUAUGAGAUUGCCGAGUACAAUCCGAAGACGAAAUACUUUGUCCCCGGGGCUAAGGCGGCAAAGAAGCCACCUGCUCGGGCACAGAAACAUGCUCAUCAGCAUACCACAGUCAAAUACUUUUCAUUUCCUGGAAAAGAAAAAAAAAAGCUCAAAGACAGCCUUGACAAGGGGUAUCCUUUUCUUUUUCUGCUGGUACCACAUGAUGGAUUGAAAAGAAUUGGUGGUGACUAUGGCUACACACUGAAGAUGCCAACGCCUGAUGAAUUAAAAAAGUGGAAGGGACGUCACGGCCCCUUAGCGGUUGGUUAUGAUGACGCUGAAAAAGUCUUCAUCGUUCGCAAUUCAUGGGGGGCUCACUGGGGUGAUGGUGGGUACUUUUACAUGCCAUAUGCAUACCUCAAAUACUGCAGUGAUAUCUGGACUAUUCGUCUAGUGAAGGGUUAA